GGAAAAAGAGCAGUAAGCAGUGUGAUUUUCAAGUGCAUCACAUGCCGCAAAUUAAGGGGCAGGCAACCUGAACAGAUAAUGGCUGAACUUCCUGAGGACAGGCUGUCCACGGACCCUCCUUUCACAAAUGUAGGCCUUGAUGUGUUCGGUCCCUGGUCCGUUACAGUGAGAAAAACGCGUGGUGCUAAUGCAGAUGCUAAAAGAUGGGCAGUCAUAUUCACCUGCAUGAGUACACGUGCAAUUCAUAUUGAAGUGAUUGAGUCAAUGGACACAUCGUCGUUCAUUAAUGCACUGCGUCGUUUCUUUGCCAUCCGAGGUGGUGCCAAACUCUUGAGAUCUGAUUGUGGGACAAAUUUUGUGAGUGCCUGCAAAGAGCUCCAAAUAGACAAACUAGGCUGUCACAAUGACAAAAUAGGCACAUUCUUGAAAGACAGUGCGUGCAAAUGGCAGUUUAAUCCUCCACAUGCAUCCCAUAUGGCCGGUUCCUGGGAACGCAUGAUCGGCGUCACCCGAAAAAUCCUCAAUGCAAUGCUCCUUGAACAUCCAUAUGGGAAGCUCACACAUGAAGUACUCGUAACAUUGUUAGCUGAAGUUACCGCAAUUGUAAAUGCCCGUCCGCUAACAGCCGUUUCUACAGAUCCCGAAAACCCAGUCAUUCUUACUCCUGCGAUGCUACUCACGCAAAAGGUUGGCACACCACCGAUUCCACCAGGGCAGUUUCAGACCAGUGACCUAUUCAAAGCCCAAUGGAAGCGCGUGCAGUACUUAGCUAAUGUUUUCUGGAGUCGUUGGCAGAAAGAAUACAUCGCAGGCCUGCAGGUUCGUCACAAGUGGAAAACAAAAAAGCCGAACCUUCAAAUGGGCGACGUUGUUUUAAUGAGGGAGUCUCUAGAACAUAGGAAUAAUUGGCCACUCGGACUGAUCACAAAAUCUUUCCCAAGUGAGGACGGUAAUGUCAGAAAAGUUGAGGUUAAGAUUUGCCGAAACGGCGAGAAUAGGUUUUACAUUCGCCCAAUUCGUGAAGUUGUGCUUUUGCUGUCUAAGGGUAGCAUGUAAAACGAGUUGUUGUUGUGUAUCGUUCAUUAGUUAAGAGCUGACAUCUUGCAGAUGUCAGGCGGGGAGUGUUAUGUCCUCUGGUCUUAUGUUGACUACUUUUUGGGUUUAAUUUCUUUCUAAGAUUGUAUAUUGUUCAUCCGUCCACAGGAUGUCGCUAUUGUAACUCAGAAUCUUAAGUUUUUCUUUGGUAUUGCUGUUUGCGCUCGGCUUCCCCUAGUGGCGAUUUGCUGUAAGCAGCAGGCAGAAAGAACUUUUUAUUUCAGUUGGAAAAGAGGCCUUGAGGUGUUAAGACGUUACACACCUCCUCUGCACCAUACAUCGUUGGGAACCCUUGACAAAACAAAAUCUUUUUACCACACACACACACACGCACACGCACGUUCACGCGAAGAAAUAAAUGAGAGGAAGGAGUUUGGGCCUCCAUUUUUCUUUGUUGGUUUAGCUCGCUGCCAAAGUCGAGUAGCCAUACGCUCGGCUGAGGGCAGAAGACUCGAUGGUAAAUGUUGAGAUUCAAAUCAAGCAUUUGGUUAAGAUUAACGAAUUAUGUUUUUCUAUUUUUCCUUUCUUUCUGUACUCUACUCCUCCAUAUCAAGAUUCAACAAACGCUUUUUCAAAUUCCAAUGCACUGGCUCGAGUGACAAAUAAAAUAAAUGUUUCUCAUUACUAUUCCAAUCAUGCCAGUGUGAGAAUUGUUGUAAAUGUAAAGUCCAAAGCUUUGGAAGAACCUGCUAUUGGCCCUUUAUAUUGUCCAAUAAAAUCUGUGUCCAAGUUGUUGCAAUGUCUUUUUAAGGGAUUGAAAUCUGGUUGCCAAUCGAAAGACAAAUUUUAGAAAAAGAUGCAUUGUAUUUUUUUGCCUCGGUUUUUUUUUUUCCCUCUCUCUGG
Molecule: messenger RNA, 1938 nt
Organism: Corythoichthys intestinalis (scribbled pipefish)
Lineage: Eukaryota; Metazoa; Chordata; Actinopteri; Syngnathiformes; Syngnathidae
Exons: 2
Coding region: 79-1056 (325 amino acids)
Biological process (GO): DNA integration
Molecular function (GO): nucleic acid binding
Source: RefSeq, a predicted model, not a curated record